Molecule: messenger RNA, 1338 nt
Organism: Caenorhabditis remanei
Lineage: Eukaryota; Metazoa; Nematoda; Chromadorea; Rhabditida; Rhabditidae
Exons: 8
Coding region: 1-1338 (445 amino acids)
Source: RefSeq, a predicted model, not a curated record
AUGCAUCGUUUUUUGCUCCUACUUUAUUUUUCUAGCUUUCUUCGCUAUUCAGAAGCAAUCAGAUGUCGCAGUUGUUACAGCUAUAACGGUCAAGCAUGUGUAAAUGCACCAGAUUGUGAAUCGGAUGUUUGUCUGUAUGAACAACUAAACGCAGCCAACGGAAUAACCCACGUCCUCCGUACCUGUUAUACAAAAGGAAAAGCAUACACAUUCGAUGACGGUGUCACAAUGUCUAACCUGAAUCAAUGUGUAACUCGUACCACGAGACAAGGACAGUACUAUGUGUCCUUAUGCACUUCCCAAGAUAUGUGCAAUAAUGACUGUAGAACAGAACCACAACAACCUGUCCAACCUACACUUCCUCCAGUUAUCCCAUUAGGUUCUGUGACUUGUUAUGAUUGUAUUUCAACUGAUGGAACUGACUGUCAAACUAAUACUUGUCAAGGGGCAUACUGUCUAUAUGAACGUCGUCUCACCAACAAUCAAAUGUAUCUCAGAAAAACAUGUCUAUUGGAGCCAGUAAUCCAGUUAGAUGACGAGACAACAGUGAGCAACGUAGACAUUUGUGAAGUUCGAAAUACAGUAAUCAGUCGGUAUUACGUCAAAAUUUGCAACGAUGUUAACUUGUGUAACAACUACUGUAAUCCUGGACAAUCUCCGCCUCUUCCUCCACUAAGACAACCAUUGGUUAGAUGCUACGAUUGCGAGUCUUCGAAUUCAGACUGCUUUACUGGAUCUUGUGAAGGAAAUUUCUGUAUUUAUGAACGUCAACUUCGAAGUGGCACCUCCAAAACCUACUUCCGAAAAUCUUGCUCUGCCUUGGCGUAUGCUCAAUAUCCAGAUGGUUCAUACACCGGUGCACCCAACGUUUGUAACAUAAAAGUGAUCAAUGAUGUGGAAUAUAAUGUGAAAGUUUGUAAUACUGGGAACAUGUGCAAUUCUCAGUGCACUCAAGAUUCUUCGGCAGUAACUUGCACCGAAUGCAGUGCGGUCAAUGCAGAUGAUUGUAGUGGAGGCACUUGUCAAGGAAGAUUCUGUACCUUUGUAAGAUCAAAAUCUCAACUUGAUCCAACCAAGACUACUGUCAAAAAGUCGUGUGCCACGUCAUCGAUUCUCAGUUUUCCAGACAACACUGCCUAUGUGGAUAUCAAUCAUUGCCAGUAUAAAAUGUUGGGAUCCGUCCAGACCGCUCUGAAAGCCUGCAACACCACCUUCUGUAACACGGCCUGUUCAGAUGUAGCCAUGCCGACUCCUUCUCCACAAAACUCUGCUGGAUUCUCUUCUUUCUUUGUUUGUAUUUGUUCUUCUCUCAUCUAUGGUCUUGUUCUCUUGUCUUAA